CAUAGACUUGGCACCACACAGGAACACCAAUGAUCAUUCUGAGCUUUAUAGGCGGUUCUCCACAGACUUGAAUACAACAUCACUAACAUCAUCCACAUAUAGAAGCAUGAUGCGAUCUUUGAAUGCUGCACAAAUGGAAGUUGUCCGCGUCCACCGGAAGUGGUGUAAAGAUUCAAUAUACGCACUGCAACAUGACCAACCGGUACCGCAGUACACUCUCUUUCUAAGCGGCCCCGGCGGUGUUGGGAAGAGCCAUGUCAUCAAGAUAAUACACCACGAAACCAUAAGGCUUCUGCAACGGUUGUCCGGACAUUACGAUCCCGACGAACUCUCUGUUCUGAUCACGGCAUUCACCGGAACAGCAGCAUUCAACAUCAAUGGGAUGACUUUACACUCGGCUCUCGGGUUUGGUGGUGGUCCGAAGAAGAGCAACGAAUACAAGCCUGUUGGUAGUGAGAAGUUACAUAAUCUCCGCUUACGCCUUGGAAAAUUGAAACUUCUGAUCAUAGAUGAAUGUUCGAUGUUAGGUUCAGAUCACCUUUAUCACACCCAUCGUCGCCUGGAGGAUAUUUGUGGCACCUGUGACCCUGAUUCAAGGUUUGGAGGCGUCAGCAUUCUGGCCGUGGGCGACCUCUUCCAGCUGCAACCCGUGGGACAAAGGCAUGUGUUCGACCUGCCUACUGACAGUUAUGCCAAAUUACACGGAUCACUAUGGGAGGAGAACUUCACCAUGAUGGAACUGACAGAAUGUGUGCGGCAAAGAGAAGACCAAGACUUUGCACAACUCUUACUUAGAAUGAGAACAGCUGAAUGUACGGAAGACGACAUCACCGUGUUAAAGUCGAGGAUCAUCUCAAAAACAGAUCCUCAUUACCCAUCAGAAGUUCUACAUGUUUUCAAAACCAACAGGGAAGUUGAUGACCACAACAAAGACCAUCUACAGAAACUUUCGACGCAGCAUUUUCAUAUUCAGGCCAUUGACACAAAGAAAGACAUAUACACAGGCCUCGUAGAUGUUGGUUCAUACAAGACGUCGAACGAUAGAGGUUUAAAAGAAACUGUAUCGCUAGCUGUAGGUGCCAGGGUCAUGGUGACCGUCAACAUCGAUGUCUCUGAUGGAUUGGUUAAUGGUGCCUUGGGGAAAGUAGUUGGCAUUGACAAUACACAAAAUGACGUCCAUACUGUGUUAGUUACAUUUGACAGUGAUCGUGUUGGUAGACAGGCGAUGGCAGACAGUCAGUACAAAGACAGCUACCCAGGCGCAGUGCCCAUUAAGAGACAAACCCUUCCAAUUUUGACUGGCAGUAAACAAUCGGUUCAAGCGCAACGUGCACAAUUUCCACUGACCUUGGCAUGGGGCUGUACCAUUCACAGAGUACAGGGCAAAACACUUGACAGAAUUGUUGUUUCAAUGGACGACAAGAGCAACUUCAGUGACAGGUCAUUGUCAUGUUGCCAUGAGCCGCGUCACGACCUUGACUGGUCUGUACCUUCUAGGUAUUGA
Branchiostoma floridae (Florida lancelet) is the source of this 1504-nucleotide messenger RNA. Its product is annotated as ATP-dependent DNA helicase PIF1-like. Gene Ontology annotation, biological process: telomere maintenance; DNA repair. The coding region runs from base 107 to 1504 and encodes 465 amino acids. The transcript has 2 exons. Lineage: Eukaryota; Metazoa; Chordata; Leptocardii; Amphioxiformes; Branchiostomatidae. The record is from RefSeq and is a predicted model, not a curated record. Gene Ontology annotation, molecular function: DNA helicase activity.